UGAAGUUGGUUAGUUUGUUCAGUUGAGUUUCAAGAACUGACCAAGCCACAUGGUUUCUUCACUGUAGGAUACUUUUCUGUGCGAAGAACACUUGGCUUCGGAUACUCCUGUACGGUUUCGCAAACUGUGGAGUUUGAUGUUCUCGUUUUAUUAUCCUUUUCAUCGGAGUACAGUGAAACUGUUUCCUAGUACAAUUAGUGCACACGAUUCCACCUGAGGAAACCAACAAAUCUCAACAACCCACAGCAGCAACGUGCCCUCAGGCAUCUAGCCUGCCGGAAAUUAACAGGAAGAAGAAGAAGUGGAACAGUUUCCCCGAGUAGACUUUAAAAUGCUGUUUCGUAGGGUGUUGCAAAUUGGAGGGCUGACACUCAGGCGGUCCAUCCACCACAGUCCCGUAUGGAGGAAUCCUCUCAUACCUAUAGUUGUGGAGCAGACGGGAAGAGGAGAACAAGUGCACGAUCUCCAUUCUCGCCUCCUGAGGAAGAGAAUCAUUUAUUUAGCGGGUCAUAUUGAUGAUUCUGCAGCCAAUCUGGUAAAUGCCCAGCUGCUCUUCCUACAGUCAGAAAACACCAGCAAACCCAUCCACAUGUACAUCAACAGUCCUGGUGGUGUCGUGACAGCAGGCCUGGCCAUCUGCGAUACCAUGCAGUACAUCUCAAACCCCAUCUUCACCUGGUGUGUCGGCCAGGCAGCCAGCAUGGGCAGCCUGCUCCUGGCAGCGGGAACCAAAGGGAUGAGGCAUUCACUGCCAAACGCCCGUAUCAUGGUUCACCAGCCAACAGGAAGCUCCAGUGGUCAGGCUACAGAUAUCGCCAUCCAGGCUGAGGAGAUCAUGAAACUGAAGAGACAGAUCAAUCAGAUCUUUGCCAACCACACAGGGUAGCCACUGGAAACUAUUGAAGGUUUACUGGAAAGGGAUCACUACCUGAGUCCCAUGGAGGCGCAGGAUUUUGGACUAAUAGACCGGGUCCUGGUCCACCGACCCCUUGAUGAAUUGUCCUCCUAUUCUCCAAUGUCCUAUAAGCCAGAGUGGGUAAGAAUAGCCAGGAGCAGCAGCAGCCCACACCUCCCUAUUCCUACAUACAUGAGCCAUGAACUUACAACAUCAUUUUAAAAUGUUGGUAACAGGUCUUUAAAAUGAGUCAAUUAAUUUUUUGAACUCCACACACAAGUUGGUUAUUAUUCAACCCUGAGAGAAAGUAAGAAAGCUAAAGGAGAUUCUCUACACAGUUUUCUGUUCUUGUUCUGUUCCUCCUUGCUGCAGAGAUGUCCACUGAAGACUGCUGAGGGUUUUGUAUAAUCUGUAUUUGAAUAUAUAUAUAUAUAUAUAUAUAUAAAAAUAAAGAUACUUUUGACCACAA
Scophthalmus maximus (turbot) is the source of this 1364-nucleotide messenger RNA. Its product is annotated as ATP-dependent Clp protease proteolytic subunit-like. NCBI's taxonomy places the organism in Eukaryota, Metazoa, Chordata, Actinopteri, Pleuronectiformes, Scophthalmidae. The transcript has 7 exons. Gene Ontology annotation, biological process: protein quality control for misfolded or incompletely synthesized proteins. The record is from RefSeq and is a predicted model, not a curated record. Gene Ontology annotation, molecular function: ATP-dependent peptidase activity; ATPase binding; serine-type endopeptidase activity. Gene Ontology annotation, cellular component: endopeptidase Clp complex.